Dothidotthia symphoricarpi CBS 119687 is the source of this 1020-nucleotide messenger RNA. RefSeq lists its product as uncharacterized. The record is from RefSeq and is a predicted model, not a curated record. NCBI's taxonomy places the organism in Eukaryota, Fungi, Ascomycota, Dothideomycetes, Pleosporales, Dothidotthiaceae. The coding region runs from base 1 to 1020 and encodes 339 amino acids. The transcript is spliced from 2 exons.
AUGCCGCACAAACAUAAGCGCAAGGCUGGGGAUGAUGACAAUGCACAAUUCAACCUCCCUCCAACUGUCCGCGCAACAGCCCUCCCAGUCUCCAAGACAAAAUCCCAAAACGACCAGUCAAAACGAAGCAAAAAGAGGAAGAUAGCACACAUCGAGGGCUACGGACAAGAUGAUAUGCCCAAAGCCUUCCAGCGCCUCAUGGCCUUCUCGGGCGGCGCGAAGAAACGCUCCGGCCUCGACGACGGCCUCGUGAAGAGCAAGAAGCAGAAACGCCAAGAACAACUACAACAGCAAGAGCAGCAAAAACAGCAAAAAUCCCUCCCCUCCACCGAGGAAAAAGAAGCGAACAAACCCGAGCCCCAACCCACCGCAGCAGCAGCAGCAGCAGCGACCCCCAAGAUCCUCCCCGGCGAAUCCAUGUUCGCCUUCGCACAGCGCGUCGACGCCGCCCUCCCCUUAACCGGCAUCAACAAGAACGGCAAGAAAAUCGCCGGCGUCAACGACCAUCGCGUAACCAAACACGAGAAGAAACUAAAGCGCCUGCAGAAAGGCUGGCGCGAGGAAGAAGCGCGCAUCCGCGACAAAGAGGCCGAGGAGGCCGAACUCGCAGAGGAAGAAAACGACGAGCAUGCCGCGAUGUGGGAGGACAAAACUGCCGACCUGCCCUCAGCAGCAAACGGGAAGAAAAAGGCCGCCGCAAAGGGCAAGAAGAGGAAGAAGGUUGUGGGUGAAGUGGAUAAUCAUAGCGAGGACGAGUGGGCUGCGCUCGAGCGGAGUAGGGUCCAGAGAAAAGGUCUGCAUGAUGUUGUGUCUGCGCCGCCUGAGUUCAAGAAGAUUCCGCGCGAGAUCUUUAAGGUUAAGAAUGGUGCGGGCGCGAAGGUGGGUAAUGUGCCCAAUGCGGCGGGGAGUCUGAGGAAGAGGGAGGAGCUGGGCGAGGUGCGCAAGACGAUUAUUGAGACGUAUCGCGAGCUUAUGGCUGCGAAGAAGGCGAAGGUCGAGGCUGGUGCGCAGGAUGAUUGA